Pteropus alecto (black flying fox) is the source of this 1963-nucleotide messenger RNA. RefSeq names its product transmembrane protein 216 (gene TMEM216). The record is from RefSeq and is a predicted model, not a curated record. Gene Ontology annotation, biological process: non-motile cilium assembly. The transcript is spliced from 5 exons. Bases 54 to 479 code for a protein of 141 amino acids. Lineage: Eukaryota; Metazoa; Chordata; Mammalia; Chiroptera; Pteropodidae. Gene Ontology annotation, cellular component: ciliary transition zone.
CGCUGCUCGGGGAGCGGCUGCCGCCGCGUACGCAGUUUCCAUGGGGACUGAAGAUGGCGCCGCGAGGUAAACGGUUGUCCUCCACCCCCCUAGAAAUCCUGUUCUUUUUGAACGGGUGGUAUUAUGCUACCUAUUUCCUGCUGGAACUCUUCAUAUUUCUAUAUAAAGGUCUCCUGCUACCGUAUCCAACAGCUAAUCUAGUACUGGAUGUGGUGAUGCUCCUCCUUUAUCUUGGAAUCGAAGUAAUUCGACUCUUUUUUGGUACAAAGGGAAACCUCUGCCAGCGAAAGAUGCCACUUGCUAUUAGUGUGGCCUUGACCUUCCCAUCUGCCAUGAUGGCCUCCUAUUACCUGCUGCUGCAGACCUACGUGCUCCGCCUGGAAGCCAUCAUGAACGGCAUCUUGCUCUUCUUCUGUGGCUUAGAGCUGCUGCUUGAAGUGCUUGCCUUGGCCACUUUCUCCAGUAUGGACAGGAUUUGAAAUACAAAAAUUUCAGCCAGCAGCCCUCAUGGGUUGAGAUCACACAUGCUUCUGGUACUUUAGCAACACCAGUGAGAAAUGGUGGGUCAAGUUGUCCUGGGAAAAGUUGCAGCUUUUCCUCAGCAUAGACAUUUGGGCAAUAAACUGAGCAUAAGGCCAUGGGCACCGUCUUCUAAACAGGACCGUCAGCCUAAGAGAAUCUUCUGCAGUCCAGCAUGGGGGGCGACAAGGCUGUCCGCCUCCUGGCCCUUCUCAGAACGUUUCAUGCUUUCUUUGAUCAUCGUGGCCAGAGCGUCUUAUGUGGACAAUGUAGGCUCCUUGGGCUUCCAGCAGGACCUGAGUCACACGUACUCCUUAUACGUGCUGUGCCAUACCUGUCACGCAUGAGGACAGAAAGCCUCAGGAUGGUGUGCUCCAAGUAACGCAAAAGCCUCUUAUCCCAUUCUUCAGACUGAGCUCCAGAACUUUUUUAGUAGCUCAUAGUGUUAUUUUUCUACUUUCAUCAUGAAGCAAACAUUUUAUAAUAAAUACAUAUUUUCCGUUGUGCAGCCUUUUCCUUAUGGCACCUGUCCCUAGAAAUUCUUCCACUCCGAGAGAGGGUAGAGACUAUCCUAGGUUUGUUCUCAGGCUGUGCUUAGUGAUCCAGGAUGGAUACAAAGACUAUGAUGAAGGUGUCCCACUGAUUUUCUUCCCCCAGUUCCAGCCUGAAUUAAUUCUUAAAGGCGCCGCCAGCUUCUAUGUCUUCUUCAGGUCUGUCAUCCUGCAAGACUGCUUGUAUUCUUCACCUCUGCCCCAAAGCCAGCAUCUUGUCUCUCAUUCCUCUUACAGACGAUUGUCAGCUCCUUUCCAGGGUGAGGUGUAAUUGGAAGAAGCAUAUUCUCAACUUACCAAUAAUGUUGGUCACUUAAUAUUUCAAGUUAACACACUAUUUUUUUAAGCUGGAGAAAUGUUGCCCUAGAUGAGUAUAUCAACCCCUUCUCCAAGUAACCAUCUUUAAAACUUUCUCAUCUUGCUUGGUUGUGGCUUUUUUUUCCCCCAAGAAGCCACCGGGAGCCAUGACAGAAUUUACUUUAGGAAACCUUGAGUUAUAUGGCCCUUCUGUCAGAUGAAUUCUAGAAUAUCUGUACUUACUCAAAGUAAAAAGUAAUUGGCCUUUAAGCAUUCCAUUUUGUUUUUAAACUCUGAUUAUUUUUUGUGAUCAGGCUCAUUCUCAUCCUGUGAAGGGCUCCAUUGUCUAAUGCACGGAUGCUUUUUCUUGUUUUCUAUUCCUUCUGUGUCCUUGCCUCCUGCCUUCAGAGUUCUAUCCAAAAACCGUGGUAGACGGGUCUAAUGAACCAUGGAACAGUAUUUAAAAAAUCCAUAAGAAUGUUCCUGAUACUUAAAUCACAAACCCCACUAAUACCCCGAUUUUCUCUCGCUUCUCGUACUGCUUUCUCUAGCCCUGCCUUGAAGAAAUCACUGGCAUUAAACUGGAGAGGAACCCA